GAAAGAGUAGUUAAAAUUAUUUCCGACAAAAUCCAAAAGAAAGCAUUUAUAUACUCCAAACCGAACCUUCUCUUUCAUUUCCCUCACUUCUCAAACACAAACACUUUCUCUCUCCACCACCUUCUCUCUCUAAACACUCAUUUCCCUUUCACUUAUCAUUGCAACUCCAUACUUUCCGAUGGGCUUCCCAGUAGGUUACGCCGAAGUACUCUUCCCAAACCUAUUACUCCACACUCUAACCCUCCUCGGCCUCCUCCGCAACCUCGUCUUCCACCUCUUUCACUUCCUCGGCCUCUUCGAAUUCCUCGAAACCGACGCCAUCUGGCCCCACACCAACGCAGAAACCUCUCUCACGCAUGAACCUACCAAACCCCCCUCCGUCUCAGCAUCCCUAAUCAGAGACCUCUUACCGGAGACAAAGUACGGCGACCUCGCCGGCAUCGAAGAAGGCUGUUCCUGCGCGGUUUGUCUGUUGGAAUUCUCUACGGAAGAAGAGAUCCGGUGUUUGAGAAACUGUAUACAUAUAUUUCAUCGAAACUGUGUGGACCGUUGGAUUGAUCUUGAUCAGAAAAGUUGUCCUCUUUGUAGAAGAGCUUUUGUGCCUGAUGAGAUGAUGGAGGAUUAUAAUCAACGGCUUUGGGAGGCUUCUGGUGUUACUGAACUUUAUAGUUAUGCAGACUACACUUCUUCUUUUUAACUUUUUUUUUUGUUAGGUUUAUUGAAUUAUGAAGAUGAAAAUAUGAAAUGUAUAUAAGUAAUAAAAAAAAGAAAAGAAAAGAAAGAAAAAGCAAAUUUUGCACGACCUCAUAGUACAGUGUUACUUUUUUUUUUUUUUUUGAUAAUGAUGUUGCUGUUGGAUGAUGUUCAUCCAUCCCCACCAGUAGUGUCUUGUCUAUUACUAAAUUAUUUGUGCAGGUUAUAAUAAUUUGCAGAUCAUUUGUUAAUGGCAACAAUAGCUAAUCCAUGGUUGGUUUAGAUUUUAGUUUUGUACUUAAAUAUAUAACUUUGAUCCUUCUCUUCUUUAUCUUUUAUAUAUUAAAUUUGGAUUCCUUAUAAAAAAAAUCGGAUUUUGGUCACUUGAUUCA
Messenger RNA from Vicia villosa (hairy vetch), 1085 nucleotides. Its product is annotated as brassinosteroid-responsive RING protein 1-like. The record is from RefSeq and is a predicted model, not a curated record. Gene Ontology annotation, molecular function: ubiquitin protein ligase activity. The coding region runs from base 179 to 697 and encodes 172 amino acids. The transcript has a single exon. Gene Ontology annotation, biological process: protein ubiquitination. Lineage: Eukaryota; Viridiplantae; Streptophyta; Magnoliopsida; Fabales; Fabaceae.